This is a messenger RNA of Otolemur garnettii (small-eared galago), 5684 nucleotides long. RefSeq names its product semaphorin 3A (gene SEMA3A). The record is from RefSeq and is a predicted model, not a curated record. Gene Ontology annotation, molecular function: neuropilin binding; semaphorin receptor binding; chemorepellent activity. The coding region runs from base 400 to 2718 and encodes 772 amino acids. The transcript has 17 exons. Gene Ontology annotation, biological process: negative regulation of axon extension involved in axon guidance; negative chemotaxis; neural crest cell migration. NCBI's taxonomy places the organism in Eukaryota, Metazoa, Chordata, Mammalia, Primates, Galagidae.
CAUUCUGCUUCCCCGGAGCCGAAUGAAGCAGGGAGCAGGAUUAGAGUCCGCCACCGGCUAUCAGAGGAGCUUAGAUAAAAGGAACUGCUUCUUAAGCACCACUGCAGCAGCUCUUGUUAAUUUUUUUUUUCUUUCCACACAACAGUUGUGCCUCAUUAUCCGGUGGUGCCUGGCUCAGAUUUUUUUUUCUCUCCUUUUUGGAGGGUUUGAAGUUUCUGUUCUUCAGUGACUGUUACAGAAGAGGUGUUAGUGUUGCCAUGAGGUCUUGAUUGUCUGCAUUUAUGAAUGAAACUGACCUAAAUCACCUGUUACCUCCAGUUUCCAGAUUGUGUGAACUUCUCUGGCGGCACAAUACAGGAAGGGAGACUAAAGCAGCCCAGGGACUACGGCGUCUGCAGCAUGGGCUGGUUGACUCGGAUUGUCUGUCUUUUCUGGGGAGUAUUACUUACAGCAAGAGCAAACUAUCAAAAUGGGAAGAACAAUGUACCAAGGCUGAAAUUAUCCUACAAAGAAAUGUUGGAAUCCAACAACGUGAUCAGUUUUAAUGGCUUGGCCAACAGCUCUAGUUAUCAUACCUUCCUUUUGGAUGAGGAACGGAGUAGGCUGUAUGUUGGAGCAAAGGAUCACAUAUUUUCAUUCAACCUGGUUAAUAUCAAGGAUUUUCAAAAGAUUGUGUGGCCAGUAUCUUACACCAGGAGAGAUGAAUGCAAGUGGGCUGGAAAAGAUAUCCUGAAAGAAUGUGCUAAUUUCAUCAAGGUACUUAAGGCGUAUAAUCAGACUCACUUGUACGCCUGUGGAACUGGGGCUUUUCAUCCAAUUUGCACCUACAUUGAGAUUGGACACCAUCCUGAGGAUAACACAUUUAAACUGGAGGACUCACAUUUUGAAAAUGGCCGUGGGAAGAGUCCAUAUGACCCUAAACUGCUGACGGCAUCUCUUUUAAUAGAUGGAGAAUUAUACUCUGGAACUGCAGCUGAUUUUAUGGGGCGAGACUUUGCCAUCUUUCGAACUCUUGGGCACCAUCACCCAAUCAGGACGGAGCAGCACGACUCCAGGUGGCUCAAUGAUCCAAGAUUCAUUAGUGCUCACCUCAUCCCAGAGAGUGACAAUCCUGAAGAUGACAAAGUAUAUUUUUUCUUCCGUGAAAAUGCAAUAGAUGGAGAACACUCUGGAAAAGCUACUCAUGCUAGAAUAGGUCAGAUAUGCAAGAACGACUUCGGCGGGCACAGAAGUUUGGUGAACAAAUGGACAACGUUCCUCAAAGCCCGCCUCCUGUGCUCAGUGCCGGGUCCCAACGGCAUCGAUACUCACUUUGAUGAACUGCAGGAUGUAUUCCUAAUGAACUCUAAAGACCCUAAAAAUCCAAUUGUAUACGGAGUGUUUACAACUUCCAGUAACAUCUUCAAGGGAUCCGCUGUGUGUAUGUACAGCAUGAGUGAUGUGAGGAGGGUGUUCCUUGGUCCAUACGCUCACAGGGAUGGCCCCAAUUAUCAGUGGGUGCCUUUUCAAGGAAGAGUCCCUUAUCCACGGCCUGGAACUUGUCCCAGUAAAACAUUUGGUGGGUUUGAUUCCACAAAGGACCUUCCUGAUGAUGUUAUAACCUUUGCACGAAGUCACCCUGCCAUGUACAACCCGGUGUUUCCAAUUAAUAAUCGCCCAAUAAUGAUUAAAACAGACGUAAAUUAUCAGUUUACACAAAUCGUAGUAGACCGCGUGGACGCAGAAGAUGGCCAGUAUGAUGUCAUGUUUAUUGGAACAGACGUUGGGACCGUUCUUAAAGUAGUUUCAAUUCCUAAGGAGACUUGGCAUGAUUUAGAAGAAGUUCUGCUGGAAGAAAUGACAGUUUUUCGGGAGCCAACUACUAUUUCAGCAAUGGAACUGUCCACCAAACAGCAACAGCUCUACAUUGGUUCGACUUCGGGGGUUGUUCAGCUGCCUUUGCAUCGAUGUGACGUUUACGGGAAAGCCUGUGCCGAGUGCUGCCUUGCCAGAGACCCUUACUGUGCUUGGGACGGCUCUUCAUGCUCUCGCUAUUUUCCCACUGCAAAGAGACGCACAAGACGCCAAGAUAUAAGAAAUGGAGACCCAUUGACUCACUGUUCAGACUUACAACACCAUGAUAAUCACCACAGCCACAGCCUUGAAGAAAGAAUCAUCUAUGGAGUAGAAAACAGUAGCACGUUCCUGGAAUGCAGUCCCAAGUCACAAAGAGCACUGGUCUACUGGCAAUUCCAGAGGCGAAAUGAAGAACGAAAAGAAGAGAUCAGAGUGGACGAUCACAUCAUCAGGACAGAACAAGGCCUGCUGCUGCGGAGUCUGCAGCGGAAGGAUUCGGGCCAUUACCUCUGCCACGCCGUGGAGCAUGGCUUCAUGCAGACGCUGCUUAAAGUAACCCUGGAAGUCAUAGACACGGAGCAUUUGGAAGAACUUCUCCAUAAAGAUGAUGAUGGAGACGGCUCUAAGACCAAAGAGAUGUCCAACAGCAUGACCCCCAGCCAGAAGGUCUGGUACAGAGACUUCAUGCAGCUCAUCAACCACCCGAACCUGAACACAAUGGAUGAGUUUUGUGAACAAGUCUGGAAAAGAGACCGAAAACAGCGUCGGCAGCGGCCGGGACACCCCCAGGGGAACAGUAACAAGUGGAAGCACUUACAGGAAAAUAAGAAAGGGAGAAACAGGAGGACCCACGAGUUUGAGAGGGCACCGAGGAGUGUCUGAGCUGCAUUACCUCUAGAAACCUCAAACAAGGACAAACUUGGCUCGACGAGAACUGGAAACAAUGCAAUAUACAUGAACUAUUUCAUGGCAUUAUGUGGAUGUUUACAAGGGUGGGAAAUUCAACUGAGUCCCACUCAUUAUAAAUUAAAUCCAUGAAUAACUUUUCUAACGGGCUUUCUUCCUAACAGUCCCGCCUAACAAAGAUCACAGGUGAAUACGGAUGUUCACUUUAGCAGACUUAAUGUCUCCUACGAGAUUACACGUACGUUUCGCUUCAUUCUUUGCCUGAGAAAUAAAAAAAAAAUAAUAAUUAAAAAAAAAAAUCAUUUGCCAUACUGCCAUCUAAAGGAGAAAAACGGCAUCAGCAAAGCCAUUUUAUUGACCUAAAAUAAACUGCAUGGAUUUACUAAGCUGAUGAAUAUUCCAAAAUGUGGUUGGAGUCAAGGAUAUUUUUUGUCUACCAGCCCUUGUGUAUGUACUGGAGGAGUCAAGAGUACAUUGAUACUGAAUGAAAUAGUCUGUGGAAAUUUUAAAAACAUAAACCAUCCAUCAUCCAGAAGAAAAAUGGAAUACACUGAUCUACUACUGAUGUCUUCUUUCAGCUUUGAUCUAAAGAUGUAUUUUAUUAAAACUAUAAUUUAAAUGUACCAUGACAAAUAUGCAGUAAAAAUUAGUUGUUUUCUAAGCUAGAGUAGUUUUCUGUCCUACAAGUAUUGUGUGAUAUAGUUUUGUUUUAAAAAUUCCAAUUGUAUGCUGCUUUCUUUUUUUUGACAUUUUAUUUUCAGUUGUGUAAGGGGGUAGCUGAUAUUGUUCUAGAAACAUAUUUACAGCAUUAACAUGUAAGUUCUAAAACCUGAAUAUAAAUUAUGCUUUAUUUUUAUGAGUAAAUCAAACAAAUGGAAGCUGUUCACAUUCCCCUUAAGUAUUACCUAAAUUAAUUUUAACUUGCUUAAUGUUCUUAGAAAAACAGCAUUUCAUCAGCAAUAAAGGAACACAGUGAUUUUUAUUAUAACUAAGGAUCAAUGAAGAGAAAAGGAACUGCAUAGCUCACGAAAAAACAGCAUUGUCUCAUGAUAGUGUUAAUAGAGACCUCGGAUUCUGCACUUGAAUCCCUGCAUGACAUUUGAGACAUAAAUAUUUCUCAUGGUUCUGCUAGGAAUUAUAUCUGUGUCCUUCGUUUUGAAAAGAGAGGGAUCAAUAGUAAUAAGAACAAUAUCUUGGAGGAAAAUUUUCCAACCGAUCACGUGUGGAUCAGCCCCCUCUUGUUUAACAAUGAUCUGUACCAGGUAUACAUAACUCAUUUCAUGUUGAUGGGAAUGGCUUAUAUACAAACUAUUUUCCAGGACGCAACCUACAUUUAAAAGAUGUUAAAACUUGUGUUUCCUGCACCCAUUUCCAAAAUAAGGUAAAAGAUUUAUAAUUCAGGAUUUGACGCCUUCUUUGUCCUAAAAUUAUUUGUUGGGAAUCAUUGACUUCAAGAUAGGUAAGACUUUCAACAUUAUAAUAUGGUUUCCUUUGCAUGGCCCUCACCUUUUCAGGAAUCCUUUUCUAUAUCCUUCAUCAUGCACAAAAAUGCAAAGAAAACCUCAUAUAACUAAUUAAUGAAGUAGCAUUCGAAUUCUAACUGUAGCUGUCUUGGGAUUCUAAUUAACUCAGCAUUACUUUCUCACUUUAGACUACAGUGAAUUUUUAUUCCCUAUCAGGUGAAAUAUUUCACAGAUGGAAGCUCAUCUUUCAGUUUUAAUGAUUAUUUUGAAUAAACAAUUUGUUGCCACUACUUGUUUCAAAUAAAUGCCUGAAAAUAAUCUAUGUUCGAUCUUAAGCUUCAUUGACUAAAUGGUAUUGCUUUGGAAAGUACUGUACAUCCUCAAAUGUAAGCUGCAUGGUUAAAUUAUUGAAGGACACUCCCCUAUACAGAAAAUAGUGUUUGAAAGAUAAAUGAAAGAACAAAGAUUGCUCCCGAAAUAGGCCAUUCUUUUUAUUUUCACAGGGCAUCUUAACUGUACUAAAAUUCAGUGUUGCAUUUCCUUCUAAAUUUGCAGCUGAAAGAAAUUUAUUUGCAAUAGAAGUAGCUUAUUUCUUACUAUCACUCAAAAUUAAAGGAUGUAAAGGGACAGAGAUUGUGUAUCCUCGUGAAUGCCUUCCGAAAUCUUAAUGCAUUUUAUUUAGCAUUAUAAAAUGCCAAUAGAAUAAAAAGUCUAGACUUCAAUUAAAAGUUACAUAAACAAAAGAAUCUGCUGUCAUGUCUUUAUAUACCAGCAGGUCUCAGUUUUUGAAGAAAAUGAUAGACGUGUAUGUGUAACUUGCAGAUAAAUAACUCUUCUUGCAGUCAGAAUAUUCUGCCAAUGUGUAUUGUGAGGGGGAAUUUUGCACGAAAAUAUCCCAUUUAAUAAUUCAGAUUUUGGCAUAUGCAUGUGUCAUCAGAGACGAAACUUUUUUUAAAUGACUUGUGACCAUAAAAUUCUGACAGCAGUCUCAAAGUAUGAAAAAGAUGCAUCACAGCGGAGAAAUUGUAGCCCAGUUGAAAUCAAAUGUAAAAUUUAAACGCAUGUAAAUGCACACGUAAUGCUUUUUUAUGUACUAUUUAGUGAUUUUCAAUGGUAUGUGUUUAAUAUUUUUGCUACCUACACAUUAGGCAAAAGAGAUGUAAAUACUUUUGACAAAAGAAAACAGUGUAAAAUAAAAUUUUCUAUAGGGACUCCAUUUUAAUGUAUUCAACAUCAUCCUAAAAUGCGAGAUUUUCCCACACAGGUGACAAGGUGGUUUAUGAACUAUUUAAGGGCAGAGGUGUGUGCCCAAUCUAUAAGCAUGUUUUGGCCAGGCAGGAAAUAUGUUCCAUGUCUGUAUUUAUCAUUGCAUUUCCGAUGGGAACUAGAACAUUGGAGAGAAAACUGUAAUGAAACUGCUGCUGUAAAUUAUUUUUUAUAGCAUGUAUUCAGUUGCUAAAUACACAUUUCUUCAAAAUA